AGCGUCUUAACACUACCGGCAAGCUAUAGCACCGAUGAGUAGCUGCUUCAACGGCGGCGCCGGCUGGCCGGAGCCCGUGGUGCGCGUACAGGCCGUGUCGGACACCUGCGGCGAGACGAUCCCUGAACGGUACGUGAAGCCACCGAACGAGCGGCCGUCGACGACGACGCCCCAACCGGCAGCCUCCUCACACGGCAUCAGCGGGCCGAACAUCCCGGUGGUUGACAUGUCAAUGCCGGACUCCGAGGAGACCGCCCGCGCCGUGGAGGCGGCGUGCCGGGAGUGGGGUUUCUUCCAGGCAGUUAACCACGGCGUGCGGCCGGAGCUGCUGCGCCGGGCGCGCUCGUCGUGGCGCGGCUUCUUCCGGCAGCCGGCCGAGGUGCGCGAGCGGUACGCCAACUCACCGACGACGUACGAGGGCUACGGCAGUCGCCUCGGCACCGCCAAGGGCGGCCACCUCGACUGGGGCGACUACUACUUCCUCCACCUCCUCCCAUCGUCGAUCAAGAGCCACGACAAGUGGCCGGACCUUCCUUCCACCCUUCGUGAGGCGACGGAGGAGUACAGCGAGGAUGUGGUGAAGCUGUGCCGGACGGUAUCGAGUUUGAUGUCCAGGGGGCUGGGGCUCGACGGCGGGAGGCUGCAUGAGGCGUUCGGCGGCGAGGGCGGCGAGGGGGCGUGCCUGAGGGUCAACUUCUACCCGAGGUGCCCGCAGCCAGACCUGACGCUGGGCGUGGCGGCGCACUCCGAUCCCGGCGGCAUGACCAUGCUGCUCGUCGAUGACCAUGUGCGGGGGCUGCAGGUGAGGAAGGAUGGCCAGUGGAUCACCGUCGACCCGGUCCCUGACGCCUUCAUCGUCAACAUCGGUGACCAGAUCCAGGUGCUGAGCAACGCGGCGUACAAGAGCGUGGAGCACCGGGUGACAGUGAGCGCGGCGGAGGAGCGGCUGUCGCUGGCCUUCUUCUACAACCCGCGGAGCGACGUGCCGGUGGGGCCCAUGCCGGAGCUCGUGGGGCCGGAAUCGCCGGCGAUGUACCCGGAGAUGACCUUCGACGAGUACCGCGUGCACAUCCGGCAGCGCGGCCUCAGCGGCAAGGCGCACCUGCAGUCGCUGCAGAGCUUCCGCAGCGCCGCCUCCAGCUGACACUAGCUCGCUCCGGCCGGCCGGCUUCCUCCGGGGGCCCUGUCUCCACCCCCUAUACCAUACACGUAGAUGAUCGUUCACCGGUACACGUAACGCGUACAUAUACAUAAAUAUACAAACUAGACGUCGGACGCUUCCUCUAAUAAAUAUACAUGGAAUUGUCACGUACGUGCGUCAUUCAUGUUAACUUGAUCAUUUUGUUUAUACGCACGGUACACGUACGACGUAUAAAUUAAUGAAUCUACCACAAAUACGCAAUUGAUCA
Messenger RNA from Lolium perenne, 1409 nucleotides. Its product is annotated as jasmonate-induced oxygenase 2. Lineage: Eukaryota; Viridiplantae; Streptophyta; Magnoliopsida; Poales; Poaceae. The record is from RefSeq and is a predicted model, not a curated record.